This is a messenger RNA of Monopterus albus (swamp eel), 1294 nucleotides long. RefSeq names its product stress-associated endoplasmic reticulum protein 1. The transcript is spliced from 5 exons. Gene Ontology annotation, biological process: endoplasmic reticulum unfolded protein response. Gene Ontology annotation, cellular component: endoplasmic reticulum. NCBI's taxonomy places the organism in Eukaryota, Metazoa, Chordata, Actinopteri, Synbranchiformes, Synbranchidae. The coding region runs from base 187 to 387 and encodes 66 amino acids. The record is from RefSeq and is a predicted model, not a curated record.
AGGGUUAGCUCAUUCACCAAGCUAAUAGUUAGCAUUAGGUCUGACGCUACUUAUCCAACAACACGGAAAUUCAGACUCUCCUCCAGCGGGACAGCUUCACUGUCAUCGGCUUGGUCUACACCUCUUUCUCCCGGGUUUUCCUGGCUCUCCGUCCUCGUGGUCCGGACCGGUCCUUAAAACCGAAACAUGUCGGCGGUACAGCGAAUGAAAGUGGCGAACGAGCGGCACAGCAAAACCAUCACACAGCGCGGACACGUCCAGAAGACAUCGAGGCCGGUAAAUGAUGAGAAGUCUCCGGUGGGUCCGUGGCUGCUGGCGCUGUUUGUCUUUGUGGUUUGUGGAUCAGCCAUCUUCCAGAUCAUCCAGAGCAUCAGACAGGGCAUGUGAUGACCUUUGACCCUGGAGCUGAGCCUGUCACAUGGAGGAGAGAGGGGCCAUGUCGCCAUCGUGACCCCGGCUACCACAUACACACACAUUUGUUCCUGUGGAGUUUUUUCCUCUCACUGUAACUUCUCUCUUUCUCUUUGCUGUAAACAUUUUGUUUUUACUUUCCUCACUGUCGAUGAAGCUGAUCAGAUAUUGGUUAUUGAUUUGUGCCGGUGGUUGUUGUCACAUGAAGUCUUAAACCUUGCUCUCAGUCUGAUGCUGUCGUCCAGCUGAGUCUGGUUUCUGGGCGACAGGACCACACCGCUGGUUUUUAAAUCUCAUUAACUACAAAUCCUGUAAAGCCUCCUCAUGGUUUGUCAGGGUUCAGGUGGGUUUCCUUGUCAAGCCCUGGACCCUGUUUGUGCUUGUUUGGCUCAGUUUGUGGAGGACUGAGCUCUGCUGUAAAGUCUGCUGUUCCGAUGGUGGCCGAGUGUCCGAGAAACGAGACCAAGUACAGUGCUGGUAAAAACAUGGAGGGCUUAAAGUCCCCACAGAAACUCUGAUCAGGAACAGAAACCAUGUGAGAUACAAAGUAAAGCUGCGACAGAUUCAUAAUUCAGAUGUUAGUCCAGCUUUCUGACACGAGUGGUUUUAGCAGGACGAGUUGAGCUUUCUUCCUCAGAUACGAUCAGAUUGAGCUGCUGUUGUAUUUGAUCAGUGAAACAGGAUGUCAGGUCAGAUUUUAGCAAGAGGAAAAAGCUGAAUCCAGUGCGUCAGUGAGCUCUUACCAGCUGAGUGCUGCGUGUGGUUCCUGCAGACUUUCACCUAGUACCAUAUAAAGUAUGUGCUAAAGAAGGUAUCUGAAACUUUUGCACCAGGAAAUACUCUACACCUUCUGUAAAUAUUUCACAUUAAAAGCUUAAUUAUU